AUUCCAGCAGGAAGAGUUUAGUUGAGGGACCAGCCCGCGUGCGAAAGUUUUCUCGCUUCCUGAUUGGUGGAAAGGCGGCUGUGAGGGAGGGGCAAAGUUUGGGCUAAUUAGCAUGAAUCAGCAGCCUCAUAAAUGCCCCGGCAGCUUCACCUGGGGCCCCGGUGAGUUUCAGACCCCCAGAGGGAGCGGCGGUUCUUCGGGCUCCGGGUGGGAACAGAACUUCUUCAACCAAGUCCCGCCACUCUCCGCGCGCGCGCUCGGCCUUCAACCCUCUCCCUCCUCCUCGGUCCAGUCGCUCCUCCGAGUUUUCGUCUGCUCUCUCAGAACUCCCGGUCACUCAUGAGGCUGGAGGCCGCUGCCAGGAUGGACCUGUUCCGGAAGCUGUGGAGGGCGCGGAAGCUGAUCCUGGUGGUGUUAAUCCCGCUGUCCCUGCUGCCGCUGCCGCUCAUCCACCCCACCAGCGAAGCAUGCUGUGCCUAUGUCUUGAUGGUGACGGCGGUCUACUGGGUGUCCGAGGCCGUUCCUCUGGGGGCAGCCGCUCUGGUUCCAGCCUUCCUCUACCCUCUCUUUGGCGUGCUGAAGUCCAGUGAGGUGGCAGCAGAGUACUGCAAGGACACCACUCUGCUGCUGAUGGGAGUCAUCUGCCUGGCCGCCUCCAUAGAGAAGUGGAACCUGCACAAACGCAUCGCUCUGCGCAUGGUGAUGAUCGCAGGAGCAAAGCCGGGCAUGCUGGUGCUGGGCUUCAUGUGCUGCACCGUAUUCCUGUCCAUGUGGCUCAGCAACACAUCCACCACCGCCAUGGUGAUGCCCAUAGCAGAGGCUGUCCUCCAGCAGCUGAUCUGCACCGGUCUGGCCGACGGCCACGAGGACUCUGAAACCAUGGACGCCCCAGAGGAGGACAGCGCUGUUUCAAGCAAAGAGGAGAACAUGGACAAGAACCAGCUGGAGCUGUUCUAUCAAAAUGACAAGAACACCUGCAGUAAAGAGGAGCUUCGUUCACUCAGUGAGAGUCAGACUUGUGAGGUGAACGGUUUCGGCCUGCAGCCAGUUCCCAACCAGACGUUUGUGCGACAAACCAACGGUCACCUGCCGCAGGUUGCGGUUGAGAUCCCAAAUGUGAAGCGGGUCAAAGCCAGGAGGGACUCUCAGUACCCCACCAAGAGGGAUCACAUGAUCUGUAAGUGCCUGUCGCUGAGCAUCACGUACGCCGCUACCAUCGGAGGCCUCAUCACCAUCACCGGCACCUCGACCAACCUCAUCUUUGCUGAGCAGUUUAACACUCGAUACCCAGAAGCAAAAGUGAUCAACUUUGGGACGUGGUUCAUCUUCAGCUUCCCCAUCGCCAUCAUCAUGCUGGUGCUCACCUGGCUGUGGCUGCACUUCCUCUUCCUGGGCUGCAACUUCAGAGAAACCUGCUCGCUGAGUAAGAAACGCAAAACCCGGAGGGAGAUGAUGUCAGAGAGGAGGAUCCACGAGGAGUACGAGAAACUGGGUCCUAUCAGCUACCCGGAGGUGGUAACAGGGAUUUUCUUCAUCCUGAUGACUCUGCUGUGGUUCACCCGGGAGCCCGGCUUUGUUCCUGGAUGGACGUCUCUCUUUGAAAAGAAAGGCUACAGGACUGACGCCACAGUGUCCGUGCUGCUGGGCUUCCUGCUCUUCCUCAUUCCCGCCAGGCGACCCUUCUCUUCCUCCAGCUGCAGAAAUCCAGACGACUCGGAUCCACUGGCUCCCAUGAUCACCUGGAAGGACUUCCAGAGACUGAUGCCGUGGGAGAUCGUCAUCCUGGUGGGAGGAGGCUAUGCGCUUGCAGCCGGCUGCAAGGUGUCGGGCCUGUCCAUGUGGAUUGGCAGACAGCUGGAGCCCAUGAGCGGCCUCCCCCCCUGGGCCGUCACCCUGCUGGCCUGCCUGCUGGUGUCGGCGGUCACUGAGUUCGCCUCCAACCCGGCGACUCUCACCGUCUUCCUGCCCAUCCUGUCUGCACUGUCGGAGACUCUUCUCAUCAACCCGCUCCACACUCUGAUCCCGUCCACCAUGUGCGUGUCGUUCGGGGUCAUGCUCCCUGUGGGGAACCCCCCCAACGCUAUUGUCUUCAGCUACGGCCACGUGAAGAUCAGCGUGGUGAUGUUGGCCAUCACUACUUGGGGAGUUCCCCUCUUCAACCUGACUGAGUUUCCUGUUUGGGCCAUGGCCCGCAAUGUCACCGGGAGCUUAUAACCAUCCGUGAUUCUGGGGGGGAAUGAGGAGAAGAUGCUCCGCCUCCAGAUGAGACUGAAGAGAGACGGGAAGUUUAAACUGUUGCUCAGCGACGCUGGAGGAACCUCAAGCACGUUUUUAAACCCUCACAGGCUUUAAUCUCAAUGAAUCAUCAGUGUUUUUUCUUUUUUUGUGAGAAAUCUCCACCAGAAUCAGACUUUCCUGUUCCUGGUUUCACUUUUCACCAGAUCAUCAGAGGAAGAGAAAAUCUCAACCUGGAGCUUCAGUGACUUUUUUUGUCUCUUUUUAUACCAAAGUUUGCAGCAGAUUUGAUGCAGUCAAACUUUUCUCUAGCAGAGAAGAACUACGAGGCCAAAUGAGGAUAAGAUUUAACCCUUUAAGACCUGAGGCGUCACCAGUGACGCUUAAACACUAAAUCUUUUACAUACUGGAACUUUUUCAUUGUUAACAUAAUUCCAGUAGUGUUGUGUCCCCACCUGUGUUUGCCCACAUUAGCUUAGGUGGGCACUCUGUGGGUGGGCUCGCUACGCUAGUCAGCCUCCUGGUGGACGGCAUAGCAUGCCAGCAAGCUGCACUGUAUCAAGCUAGCGAAAUCUGCUGUAGCGAGCUAGUGAGCUCUGCUAUAGCAAACUCUGUUGUAGCGAGCUAACAAAGUCUACUGUAGCAAGCUAGCAAGUUUUGCUGCAGCGAGCUCCAGUAUAUCGAGCUAGCAAGCUCCGCUGUAUCAAACUACCAACCUCCACUGCAGCAAGAUCCACUGUAGCAAGCUAGCGAGCUCCGGUGUAUCAAGCUAUCAAGCUAGCGUCCUCCACUGCAGCGAGCUCUGCUGUAGCAAGCUAGCGACCUUUCUUGUAGCGAGCUUAGCUCUAGCAAGCUAUUAAGCUACUUGUUUAUCAAGCUAGCGACCUCUGCUGUAGCGUGCUCCACUGUAGCGACCUUCGCUGUAUCAACCUAGCAAGCUCCACUGUAGCGGCUCAGCGAGCUCCGUGGUCCACCAGGUGGCUGGCUAGCAUAGCGAGUCAACCACCUGAGUUCCCACCUGAGCUGGCUGGGACAUUUUGUAAACUUGAAGAAAAUAUUGAAAAAUUAAAAAGUAAAAUUGUUUAUUUAAAUAUAUGUGAACUUAGAAAAAUGACAGAAGAUUGGAAGAAGAAAAAAAAGACUAUAAACCUACAACUGUUACCAAAUAAAGAUAAAUGUGUUUUCAAUUUUUGUAUUAUUUUUAUGUCUGUCUCAUCUUCACUUUCAUUUUACAGUUUCAAGUCAGAAUUUUGUUUUCGGAAUUGUUUCUAAUAUUCUGUAGGGCUGGGGCUUUGAAGCCUAUUGGCUACUGAGACAUCAGGUGACAGAGGUUGUGGUGAUGUCAUCAUUGUGAUUGGGGGCAACUCUGAAAACCAAAAGUCUGAACUGAAGCGGUAAAUUAAGGGGUGAAAGUGAAGGAGAAAAACUAAAAAA
Molecule: messenger RNA, 3669 nt
Organism: Oryzias melastigma (Indian medaka)
Lineage: Eukaryota; Metazoa; Chordata; Actinopteri; Beloniformes; Adrianichthyidae
Gene: slc13a4
Product: solute carrier family 13 member 4
Biological process (GO): monoatomic anion transmembrane transport
Cellular component (GO): membrane
Molecular function (GO): transmembrane transporter activity
Source: RefSeq, a predicted model, not a curated record